AAGAAAGAGAGAGAGAAUGGGAAAGUUAAUGGCAAAGAGGUUUUGCAUUGGGUUUGGAUGUGGAAGAAUUGGGACGGCCAGCAACAAAAGAUCAUCCUCAUCCUCAUCAUCAUCUUCAUCUUCAUCACUAUCAUCAUCAUCUUCAUCAUCAUUGUGUAGCAACAACAACAUAAAAUGGGAGAUGAGGCCUGGAGGGAUGCUAGUUCAAAAGAGAUCAGAAGACUCCAACACUGAAGAUUUAAUCAGCCUUAGAGUCUCCACCGUUUCUCAACUCUCAUAUGAAAUCUCCAUAGAUGCCAACUCCACUUUCGGUGAAUUGAAGAUGAUGAUAGCAAUAGUGAGUGGCAUCGAGGCAAAAGAGCAAAGACUCUUGUUUAGAGGAAAAGAAAGAGAAGACAGUGAAUACUUACACAUGAUUGGUGUUGGAGAUGGUGAUAAGGUCUUUUUAUUACAAGAUCCUGCUUUUAAGGAGUUGAAACCUACUCAUCUCCCAAUUACUGUCUAAUUUUUAAUUACCUUACUUUUAUUAAUUUGAUUAAUCAACCGAUUAGUUAGCUCUAAUCCACCCUUGAGACAUUUUCUAGUAGAGAAGUGCUAUAAGUUCUUGAUUUUGCAUGAGUAUUUUGAUUGCUAUUGUAUUGUCUGAUUGUGUCACGUUUAGUUUGAUGGCUGAUCAGUAAUUAUGGUUGUAUUUUGCUAGUCAUUUGAUUGAAGUUGUAAUAUCAUAUCGAUUUCUAUGAGUGUAAAGUUGGCUGUUUUUUUGUUGUUACUAUUUGGAAUUUCAGGUUUUAAAUGUCAA
This is a messenger RNA of Capsella rubella, 799 nucleotides long. RefSeq names its product BAG family molecular chaperone regulator 2. The record is from RefSeq and is a predicted model, not a curated record. Gene Ontology annotation, molecular function: protein binding. The transcript is spliced from 2 exons. The coding region runs from base 17 to 505 and encodes 162 amino acids. NCBI's taxonomy places the organism in Eukaryota, Viridiplantae, Streptophyta, Magnoliopsida, Brassicales, Brassicaceae.